AAUUCGAAAAUUAUUUGAUAUUUUUUUUGUUUUUGUUUCAUUUCUUCUUUGAAACAUUAUAUGUUUCGAAAAAAUAUUCUAAAUUACAACAAUUCUGUAUCUUGCAAAAAUUCAAGACCAACUGCUACCAAGGUCCAACACAGCAAUUUCCAAAAAAAAGAAGAGAAAUCGCCACAAUAUGUUUAGCGACUAUGAUAAUCGUAAAUAUGCCUCUAAUGGCGCUUGUGCUGAUGGACAACGUUUAAGGGACAUGGAACAGUUCACCCUACCCUCGUGUGAUCAAUGGCAGUCGUCGAUCGAUUUCAUGCUUUGGCCGCCAGGCAGUUGCGAGUACGGCUGUCACGUGGGAAUGUGUCCCAACACGCAGCCACAAAGAGACGAUUGUGACACCUACAAAAAUCGGAAUCUACCCAGAUCACCAUGGUCGGCCACAGUCCCGUGUCACAGUGCAACCACUAAAAAUCUCUCGUACUGUCGACCCUGUGCAAAACCGAACCGCUGCAUGCGACGCAAUCUUACUUCUCCAGAGAAUCCUUUGGAAUGGAAUCCCACAUUAGAGUUUCGUCAAAAGGAUCUUCCUCUACAGACACCGGUGUGGAGGCCGAAUGGACCAAUGCAACGAUUUUCCGAGAAGCUUUAACGAACUUGAGAAAUUACUUAUCGGUGACUACAAGGCAUAACUGUUCAAAUCGGUUGAAGAAUGAAUGCUCUUUAGACGUUGCUUUGGUCUCAGCUUUUGCUAAAAUAACAAAAAAAUCUGGGAUGCUGAAAUCUGAUACCAGAAACAAUGAAGGAGGCAUAGUUCAAUUCCGUCUUAAUCCGAUUUUUUUCACUAUUGCCUUAAAGUCAUUGUUAUGCACAUGUAUAUUUCUACGUUGAAUUUGGACCUAAUAAACUAAUGAGAUGUAAGCAAACAAAAAUAUACUAACCAAUAAAAAGUACCGUUUAAAAAAAAAUUAAAAA
Messenger RNA from Zeugodacus cucurbitae (melon fly), 963 nucleotides. RefSeq lists its product as uncharacterized. The coding region runs from base 179 to 640 and encodes 153 amino acids. The transcript is spliced from 2 exons. NCBI's taxonomy places the organism in Eukaryota, Metazoa, Arthropoda, Insecta, Diptera, Tephritidae. The record is from RefSeq and is a predicted model, not a curated record.